Messenger RNA from Aspergillus mulundensis, 1620 nucleotides. RefSeq names its product elongation of very long chain fatty acids protein. The coding region runs from base 1 to 1620 and encodes 539 amino acids. Gene Ontology annotation, biological process: sphingolipid biosynthetic process; fatty acid elongation, polyunsaturated fatty acid; very long-chain fatty acid biosynthetic process. Gene Ontology annotation, molecular function: fatty acid elongase activity. Gene Ontology annotation, cellular component: endoplasmic reticulum membrane. The record is from RefSeq and is a predicted model, not a curated record. The transcript is spliced from 2 exons. NCBI's taxonomy places the organism in Eukaryota, Fungi, Ascomycota, Eurotiomycetes, Eurotiales, Aspergillaceae.
AUGUACGAUCUCGCCCUGGACACAGGGUCGGGCCCUGCUGUCGUGCGAUUUGGCCUGCCUCCAUCUUCGCUGCUCAAAUUCCCCCCGGACGAGCUCCCGGCCACCGUUCCUGCUCCCCAGCUUGACCAGCCGACAUGGUACCAACCAUUCAACAUCCCCACCGGUCUCUACAACCAGCUGCUCGAUGUCCGCGUGCCGAUCACUAUCGCUAGCGUCUACGCUGUUACCGUCGUCAUUAUCAACCGCAUCAACAAGAGCCGAGGCUACAAACCCUACGCGUUCAGCCAAACCAGGGCCUUCAAGAUCUUCGUCAUCCUGCACAACGUCUUCCUGGCCGUCUAUUCCGCAUGGACAUUCGCCGGUAUGGUCCGCACAUUCCGCAACACCUGGCCCUCUUGGGAGGAGAAUGGUCUCGUCGGCGUUGUCGAUGCGCUAUGCAAGUGCAACGGUCCCCGGGGUUACGGAAACGCUGCUACCUACGACACGACUGUGAACCAAUGGUCGAUCCAGAACCCCGAAUACAGAUUGGCUGAAGGCGGCGUACCAGAUCCGUCGGAUGUCGGCCGUUUGUGGAACCAGGGUCUGGCUUUCCUGGGCUGGAUCUUCUACCUUUCCAAGUUCUAUGAGGUGCUCGAUACCGCGAUCAUUCUUGCCAAGGGCAAGAAGAGCUCGACCUUGCAGACCUACCACCACGCCGGUGCCAUGAUGUGCAUGUGGGCUGGUAUUCGCUAUAUUGCGCCUCCGAUCUGGAUUUUCACUCUGGUCAACUCCGCGAUCCAUGCGAUGAUGUACACCUACUACACUCUGACGGCUCUUCGCAUCCGCGUCCCAAACAUUGUCAAGCGCUCCCUGACUACGAUGCAAAUCACCCAGUUCGUUAUCGGAUCGACCAUGGCCGCUUCCUACCUAUUCGUUCACUACACUCUUCCGCCAGUCCGCUUCAUUCCUACGACAUCUGCCGCUGCGGAAGCCGCAGCCGCCACCGGACUGUCCUGGAUCAAGCAAGUCGCUCUCCGCGCAGCCGGUGCUGAAGGGAUCGCCGAAAAUGUGGGACACGUUGGAACCAACCUUGGCGGUCCUCGCGAGGUUGUACAGGCCGGACCUAUGGUUACCUGCAUGAAUACCUCCGGACAGGGAUUUGCGAUUUACCUCAAUGUUGCCUACCUUUUGCCUCUGACCUACCUCUUCGCCCGCUUCUUCGUCCGCUCUUACCUGUAUCGCAAGGAACCCGGUCCUCAGGCCACUCAUAUCCACGCCGCCGAGAAAGCUGGCUUGGAUGCGCUGAAGGGAGUGCAACGUGAAAUCCAGAAAGCCGCGGAGAUGAGCGGAGAGACCAGCGAGACUACCGAGGACGAGGCGGCUACCAAGGCUCGCUCAAACCGACACCACGUACAGGAUACCGCCGAGAACUCCCCCAUUCGAACCCGCUCAAGCGCUGCCAAGAAGGCGCGCGCAGCUGAGAGCCAAGCCGAGUCUCAACAGGGAUUCUCUACCGUCCCCGCCGGAAAGAGCGCCAAGAGAGCCAGCAAAGAGGAGACACAAAGCGCCGGUGGUUCCGCUGAGGUCAAGACCUCCAACCCUUUUGGAGUUUUGGGCAACUCGAACGGCACCCCGAACUAA